Messenger RNA from Penicillium longicatenatum, 1386 nucleotides. It is a transcript of the gene rrp3, whose product is annotated as RNA-dependent ATPase RRP3. Gene Ontology annotation, molecular function: ATP binding; RNA helicase activity; nucleic acid binding. The coding region runs from base 1 to 1386 and encodes 461 amino acids. The record is from RefSeq and is a predicted model, not a curated record. Lineage: Eukaryota; Fungi; Ascomycota; Eurotiomycetes; Eurotiales; Aspergillaceae. The transcript is spliced from 6 exons.
AUGCCUGCAAUGAAGAAACGCAAGGUUGCCGAAGAGGCACCUGCCGAAGAAGUCGAUGCUGGCUCUGCAGCCUCCGAAGCUGGUGACCAUGUCCCGGAAACCACCGAACAGAAGAAAUCCUUCAAAGACCUCGGAGUUAUGGCGGAGCUCUGCACUGCUUGCGAAAAAAUGGGAUACAAGGCACCCACACCAAUUCAAGCAGAGUCGAUUCCGGCUGCUUUGGAAGGCCGCGAUAUCAUCGGUCUUGCGGAAACAGGUUCCGGAAAGACUGCAGCUUUCGCCCUCCCAAUCCUCCAGACACUCAUGGACAAGCCUCAGCCAUUCUAUGGUCUGAUUAUCUCUCCCACUCGAGAGUUGGCCUAUCAAAUCUCGCUCGCCUUUGAGAACCUUGGCUCGACAAUCGGCGUUCGCACAGCAGUUCUGGUCGGUGGUAUGGAUAUGGUCCCUCAGAGCAUCGCGCUAGGAAAGAAGCCCCACAUUAUCGUCGCGACCCCGGGUCGUCUCCUCGAUCACCUCGAGAACACAAAGGGAUUCUCUCUCCGCGGCUUGAAGUACCUGUGUAUGGACGAAGCCGACAGACUUCUUGACAUGGAUUUCGGUCCUAUUCUGGAUAAGAUCUUGAAGGUUCUCCCUCGUGAGCGCCGGACAUUCCUCUUCUCGGCUACUCUCAGCUCCAAGGUAGAGUCUCUCCAGCGUGCAUCUCUCUCCAACCCGCUGCGUGUCUCCGUUUCCUCCAGCAAAUACCAGACGGUCUCCACACUGCAGCAAUAUUACCUUCUGAGACCUCACAAGCACAAGGAUGUUCACCUGAUCUACCUUCUCAAUGAGUUCAUUGGACAAAGCUGCAUUAUCUUCAUGCGAACUGUUCACGAAACCCAGAGACUUGCUUACCUGCUGCGCGCGCUUGGGUUCCCUGCCAUUCCUCUCCAUGGACAACUGUCUCAAUCUGCACGCCUGGGUGCCCUUGGAAAAUUCCGCUCCCGUGCUCGUGAUAUCCUAGUUGCCACUGAUGUCGCUGCCCGUGGUCUUGAUAUUCCCUCCGUGGACGUUGUUCUCAACUACGAUCUGCCAACAGACUCAAAGACCUACAUUCACCGAGUAGGAAGAACCGCCCGUGCGGGUAAGAGUGGUGUCGCUAUCUCCUUUGUCAGCCAGUACGACGUGGAGAUCUGGCAACGGAUCGAAGCUGCGCUUGGAAAACAGCUUCCCGAGUAUGAUGCUGACAAGGACGAGGUCAUGGUCCUUGCCGACAGAGUUAGCGAGGCACAGAGACAGGCCAUCGCGCAGAUGAAGGAUUAUGAUGAGAAGCACGGCAACAAGGCCGGAAAGAAGACCUUUGGAAAGGGUAAGCGCGGUCGCGAUGACAUGGAUAAGGAGGAAGGUUAA